Argiope bruennichi is the source of this 375-nucleotide messenger RNA. RefSeq lists its product as uncharacterized. Bases 1 to 375 code for a protein of 124 amino acids. Gene Ontology annotation, molecular function: aspartic-type endopeptidase activity. NCBI's taxonomy places the organism in Eukaryota, Metazoa, Arthropoda, Arachnida, Araneae, Araneidae. The record is from RefSeq and is a predicted model, not a curated record. Gene Ontology annotation, biological process: proteolysis. The transcript has a single exon.
AUGUUAGUGGAUACAGGUGCAAACGUAACUCUUUUAAGAACCGACUUAGGACAUAAAUUGAAUCAACAAUUUAUCUAUACGGCUCCUAACAUCUCUUUAACGACAGCUACUGGUGAGAAAGCUAACAUACACGGAAAGUUGGAUUCAUGGAUUGAAUGUGGUUCCAGACGAUUGCAACACAAAGUUUACGUGGCUGACAUCACCGAUCCAUGCAUACUUGGUCUGGAUUUUCUUCGAGAAUUCAACUUUACGGUAGACCUGGAAAGUAAUGAGAUACGGACAGGAGGGGAGGAAAUUCCUUUGUUUUCGGCCAAUGUAGAAUUUCCAAAGUUGUGCUCCGUAUUUGCAAAAGACUGUAAUAACAGCAAGAUCUGA